Adelges cooleyi (spruce gall adelgid) is the source of this 2453-nucleotide messenger RNA. Its product is annotated as DENN domain-containing protein 1B-like. Gene Ontology annotation, cellular component: intracellular membrane-bounded organelle; cytosol. The record is from RefSeq and is a predicted model, not a curated record. NCBI's taxonomy places the organism in Eukaryota, Metazoa, Arthropoda, Insecta, Hemiptera, Adelgidae. The coding region runs from base 273 to 2321 and encodes 682 amino acids. Gene Ontology annotation, molecular function: phosphatidylinositol phosphate binding; guanyl-nucleotide exchange factor activity. Gene Ontology annotation, biological process: endocytosis; endocytic recycling. The transcript has 12 exons.
UAUAAUGUUAACUCUAAAUUAUCUUUUUAUUAAACUUUCAUUAGAAAAAAAAUGAUACCUAACAGUCAAAGACUACACAUAAUUAAAAUUCGAACGAAAAAAAAUGUGGAUCUAUAAUAGAAUUUGUAUAAUUAUUACGAUGAUACUUUUGAUUAAUUGAGGUUCUAAUAUUUUCAUCCUUAUGACUAAUUGUAUGUAUUGUGUAAUUUUCUAGUUAACGAAUUGAUUGGUAAACAUAUUUAUGUUUCAUGAAUCCUUAGAGGUUUGAUGGAAUGGGGUCACGGAUAAGGAAUGAUGUGGCACAUUUAUUCGAAUGUUUUUGUGAAGUGGUAGAGCCAAGCAAUGAAAUUAAGGAACCAUGGAUUUUACAAAAAUUUCCUGAACACUAUAAACAUGAAGAUAUACUAACUACCGUACCAAAGUUUGCAUAUCCUUGUGAAUUUGAUAGAAGUGUCGUCCAGCAUUUCUCGUUUGUUUUGACCAGCAUUGAAUCAAAAUGGACUUUUGGUUUUUGUAGACAUGAUCCUAAAUCUGAAACAGCAUUAGUUGUGCUCAGUUAUCUCCCUUGGCAUGAAUCAUUUUAUAAGUUUUUAAAUUGUAUUUCAAGUCUUACUAACAGCUCUAAGUCCAAAGAUCUUUGGCCUUUUUUAGAACAUGUGUAUAAUAGCAAACUACCAAUCAAAGGAUGUGAUUUAAGAGUUACCAAUGAGAAAGGAGAGGAGUUAUUUAUUUGUCAGUCGCCAAUUCAGUUCCAGUUACCUAGCAUUCCCGAAAAUAGAAAUUUAACAGAAUAUUACAAUGCAGUUGAUAGUGAAAAUAUGAUCAAAAUUUUUGCAUCAAUGUUAUUUGAACGACGUAUUAUUUUUACUUCUAAAAAACUUUAUAGAUUGAGUGCCUGUGUCCAAUCAGCAAAUGCAAUUCUUUAUCCAAUGAUUUGGCAACAUAUAUUCAUCCCAGUCUUGCCUCAUUCUCUUAUUGAUUAUUUACUAGCACCGAUGCCCUAUUUAAUUGGUUUGCCACAUUCUUUAUUACAAAAUUUUAGGCAUAAUGAUUUAGGUGAUGUCAUUAUUUUAGAUGCGGAUACUAAUACUAUUCUAACACCUUUUGAUGAUAUAGAUCAACUUCCUACAGACGUGGUGUCAAAUUUGAAGCGUCAAUUGCGUAAUAGGGGUACACUUUUAGGAGAUGGUGUAUCAAGGUCAUUUCUUCGUGCAUUAGUUCAUUUAAUUGGAGGUUAUAGGGAUGCGUUGAAGUUUCAUCAAGGGGAACGUAUAACAUUUAAUAAGGAAGCAUUUAUAGAAUCUAGAUCCACAAACAUGCAACCAUUUUUGAAAAAAAUGUUAGAAUUACAAAUUUUUCAGCAGUUUAUAGAAGAACGUCUAGAAAUGUUAAACGCUGGAUUGGGUUUUUCUGAUGAGUUUGAAAUGGAGGUGUGCAACUAUCAUGAAAAGUCUAGUAAUAAAUUAAAACAGCAGUACAAAGAAUGGACGUAUACAGUAAAACGAGAAGGAUCUGCUUUUUUUAAAUCUGUUAAAAAUGUUGUGAAAGAACGUGGAAGAGAUGUUAGGUUAGCCUAUAAAGGAUUUCGAUUGAAACUCAAUGUUCAAAAUAAAAAUCCUCGAACUAAAAUUAACACACAACCAAAUUCUGCACCUAGUUCUCCGUCAGCUCAAAGAAGAUCAACACGGCCUCACACAACCGCUUUUUCAACACCUUCCACUAGCUAUCAUAAAGAAAUACCAAAUGGUGUUCAGCGAUUAAACUCUGCUCAAAACGUGUUGUCAGAAGUACCAGGAUCUCCGCCACUUCAACUGAACAUGGAUUUAAUGGUAGAUUUAGAAGAUGUAAUAUUUAGGAAAUUUCCAAAAAAUAACACACCUAGUUCACUAUCAAAUUUUGAUGGAGUUAGUAGUGCAAGCGAUAAUAUAAAUGGAAUAGGCAAUGAAGAUGUAUUCAAUACAUCUUUUGGAUCAGCACCUACUGUCUGUCCAAUGGAAACAAAAGACUUGAUACGAUUAGACUCAAAUUCCAGUACUAGUAUAGACGAUUUUGAUCCAUUAAAAAAUCCAGCUGAUAAUUAUGGUCUGGUACCCGGUGUAGGGCUCACCAAUCCAUUAUAUCAGUAUUUUGUACCAUUGAGUAAAGGUCAAAAAGAAUCUCAAAAUACUAAUGAUUUACUUAGUGAGUAUGGUUUAAAUUUUGAUUCUUUGAGUUUAUCUGGCCAACCAGGUGUCUCUACUAUGAUGGAAAGUCGAUCUUCAGUUCCACCCUUACCACCAAAACCAGCUAAUUUUAAAUCAAAUUGGACCAAAUUUGAAUAAUUAUCUUUAAAGAGUAUUUAAUUUACGAUAAAUAUUCUACAUAAAAACUACAGUAUUUUUGUAUGCCCCAUAAAUCAUUAUACUAUAGUUAAUUGAAUUUUCUAGCUAUAAAACAUGUUAUAAUUGUUUUUA